Bursaphelenchus xylophilus (pine wood nematode) is the source of this 748-nucleotide messenger RNA. Lineage: Eukaryota; Metazoa; Nematoda; Chromadorea; Rhabditida; Aphelenchoididae. The record is from the annotation of a GenBank genome assembly.
AUGAGCAGAAAAAAAAUUGUGAGUUCUUUUUUUAUGACGUUAUCCGCCGAAAUUUUAUUGAGUAUGAAUAAUGAUUCCAGAAGAAACCAGUAAAUGACAUUGAGAAGUUGAGAUCCUUUACAAAGCAGUUCAAGGACGUCACAGCCCCAAUCAGAUCCAAUUUGAUGAAGAUUCAGGAGUUGGACAAAGAAUGUGCGAUAAAACAAAAGUUUAUUGAAAACUUUACUGGCCCGAUAUUACAAACAUGGCACACAACCAAUAAAGAUCGGAGGAUUAAACGGUAUAAAAAGUUGAAAGUAAGUUGUCCUCAAUGGAACCUCAUGUUUAGAAUGUUUUGACUCAACUGGAACAACUUUCUUCUGAAAAAGUUAAACUUGCUACCAAAAACUACGAAACUCUCGACUAUUACGUGGACGAACUCGACAAGACCUACGCGAAGAUUAGUAAGUGGACAGACAGCGUACAACCUGGCCAUUUAGCAACAGAAAGGGCAGAAGCGUCAUCCGGGCCCAGUCGUCGUCGACGGGAUAUUAAAGUAGAGGAGAUCGAGAAGUUCGAUCCCACAACCGUCGUUGAUAUGCCUGUUGAUCCAGAUGAACCGACCUAUUGUCUAUGCAACCAAGUCUCAUUUGGACAGAUGGUUAUGUGUGACAAUAGAACUUGUCUUACGGAAUGGUUCCACUUUGAUUGUGUUGGGUUGACAUCUACACCAACAGGGAAAUGGUUCUGUCCAAACUGCAAGGAAUGA